Prinia subflava (tawny-flanked prinia) is the source of this 2654-nucleotide messenger RNA. It is a transcript of the gene RELL2, whose product is annotated as RELT like 2. Bases 1330 to 2511 code for a protein of 393 amino acids. Gene Ontology annotation, biological process: positive regulation of p38MAPK cascade; positive regulation of cell-substrate adhesion. Lineage: Eukaryota; Metazoa; Chordata; Aves; Passeriformes; Cisticolidae. The transcript has 8 exons. The record is from RefSeq and is a predicted model, not a curated record.
GGACAGCGUGCGUGGGCACGGGGAAAACGGGAAUACACUCGCCAUGACUGCAUCCCCUCGGGGCCUGCAGAAAGCCAGACCUGCCAGUUCCCCCUCUGCACAGAAACAAGGGCAAAGAGCAGCUGCUUUUGAGGUUCACUUCGGGAGGUCUUCCUCAGCAGAGACUUGCAUGAUUGAGCAGCUUGUUGGUCCAGGGUUUGGACACCUCUCCUGCCCCAUGGCCCAGCAAUCCAUGGCAGGAGGAGAAGUCUUGUUCUUGCCACAGAUAUUCUGUCCCAGGGCUGGUCUCCCUGUCAGGACAGUGGGCAGAUGGGGGUCACCUAUGGUGCUGUGACCUCCUGCAGUCACGCUGAUGGAGGAGGCUCCUGAGAGCUGCCUGGGCCACCUGUGCAGAGGGACAGAAGCCCUCAGCAAGGCACGGCUGAGAGCCUGGAGGAGUCCCAGGCUGUGUCACAGCCAGACAGACCCGAGUGGGAUAAUUCCCAGGGAGGAAUGUGUGCAUGGAUCGGUGGAGAUGGCAUGGGAGGCAUUUCAAGGGUUGCAUUCCUCAAGGUUUGGGUGGAGAACUGGCAGGUGGCUGAAGGAUGGAGAGGAGCAGGUCUAAUUUCCAGUAGCAAAGGAGUGGUGGGUGAAGCCUCCCAGAGUGAGGAUAAUGUGGUGGAGACGGAGAAGGAGGCUGUGGGACCACCACAGCUGGAGAUUUCAAAUGGCUUAGCCACUCCUUUUUUAGGAAGGAGGGAGACACGGGAGUCUCCCGGGGCUCAUUUUCCACCAUCUCCUCGGUGCUGGGAUCCCCGUGUGGGUGUCUGCAUCCCUCCACCCCCCAACACGCUGGUGUGGGAUGGGUCCUGGCCUCACCGAGCCCCACUUCCACCCUUCUCCCUCCUAUCGCCAGGGCUCAGUGCCCUAAAAAUCGCGGAAAGGAGGGUGCCAGGGGAGCUCGGGGCUGGCACGCGUGCGGCUGAGGUUAUUCACCCCGGGGCGGGCGGCAGCCUGGCAGCUUCCCUGAGCAGCGCUUCUGCGUGUCCUGCUGCAGCCUCCGGCAUCUCCCCGAGCUCCCCUCUGCACCGUCCUCUGCCGAAACAGCUCCGGAGAGAUUUUUUUUCCUGGGAUCGGGACAGGCAGGUGCUCUUGUGGCGGAGGGCGGCAGAGAGCGGCAGAAGCAGCUGGCUCCUUCCCGGGGAAGGCAGGCAGGGAGCCGGGGCCCGGGGCCGGAGGAUGCUCGCCGCGGUCCCCAGCCGCGGGGAUGCGGGGUUGCUAGGAGGCAGGUGAAGGUGAAGGUGAAGGUGAAGAGGAGAGCGCUGCGGAGGACCGCAGGCCCAGAUCCGCAUGUCAGACCAUCACGACCCCAGCGAUGGGGAGUCAGACCCCCAGCACGGCAUUACUGUGGUCUUCCUCCUCGUCCUUGUCUUCUUCGUCAUGGGGCUGGUGGGGUUCCUGAUCUGCCAUGUCCUCAAGAAGAAGGGUUACCGCUGCCGGACCUUCCGGGACGAGCUUGACCCAGAUGACAAAGAUGAGGUGGAGGAGCUCGAGGAUGAUGAGGACGAGAAGAAUGAUGACACCGUGGAGAAGAUCGUGAGGUGCAUCAUCCAAAAUGAAGCAAAUGUGGAGGCCCUCAAGGAGAUGUUGGGGGAAAAUGAAGGGGACGUGCCAGUGCCAGUGCCCAGCCUUUGUCCCCACAGCAGCAGCCAGGACGGGGGCCCCCCACAUCACCACACGGUGCACCUGGGCUCCACGCAGGCCCCCUGCAUCCACUGCAGCAGGAGGAAGAGGCACCCGCUGCAGCGCCAGGGGCGGUCCAAGGAGGGCAAAAGCAGGAUGCAUCCCGGAGAGACCACCGUCUUCUCAGUGGGCAGGUUCCGUGUCACGCACAUCGGGAAGAAGCCGCCCGUCCAGGAUGGCGCCCUGCCCGCCGGCAGCCGGCAGCCGAGCACGGAGGAGCUGGAGCGCAGCAGCGAGAGGCUCCAGUGGGAGCGGGCGCUCAACGGGACUGUCCCCACGGGCGGCCUGCAGAACGGGGCCAUCCAGACGGGCACUCAGGGUGGCAAAAGCGCGGAGCAGAGCCUGUCCGCCAGCCCGGCCGCGAACACACCAGCCAGCUCCGGCACCCGCGAGAGCCGGCGGGCGGCCGUGGCUCCCGUCCCGGUGGCGCCCAGCCCGGUGGUGUCCAGCCCUGCGGGGUCCGGCCCGGUGGGGCUCGGCCUGGCGGGGUCCCUGCAGGAUGCUGGCUCUGCUCCCGGGAGCUCGAGCCGCCAGCGGAGGCUCAUGAGCAUGCCGGCACUGGGAGCGUCGAGUCCCAACAUCCCAGCAGAGCUGGCGAGGGAAGGAGCCGGCAUCUGCCUGGAGGAGAUCGGACUGGAGUCGGCAGAUGAAGUGUCGGAUAUCCACGGGAGCCUGAGUCUGCAGGAGCAGGCCGAUGAGCUGGGGAGAGACGACAGCAGCAGGAAACAGCCCGGAGCGGAGGACGGGAGGCAGCAGGAGCCCAGCGCCGCGGAGCAGGACCGCGUGUGACCUCCUCUCCGCUCCGGGCUGGAGCGUGCACGGGAGGCGCGCAGCCCGCGGACCCCUCGGGCUGGGGGCUCUGCCGAGGGCAGCCGUCCCCGGGUGGGCAGCUACGCGCUUGGCAUGGCCGGAGCGACGCGCCGGCGUCACCG